AUGCUUAGUUCUUUUGUUGGGAAGGUACAAAAGAGUUUAUCACUCUGUGUACCAAGAAAGCAUGCAUUGAGUUAUUGGAAUGAAGAUCAUGCCACUGCCACAACCGAGUUGGCUGAUGAUGUUAUGAAAGGCUACUUUGCUGUUCUUGCAAGGAAGGGUGAUGAAGCAAGAAGGUUUAUUGUAGGGUUAGAUUAUUUGACUGAUCCUGCUUUUGUGGGAUUGCUUGAUGAAGCUUCGGAGGAAUAUGGUUUCAGACAGAAGGGAACUCUUGUUGUUCCGUGUCGGCCGAUGGAGUUGCAGAGCAUUCUAGAUGGUCGGAAAACAUAG
Messenger RNA from Lathyrus sativus (Indian pea), 327 nucleotides. Lineage: Eukaryota; Viridiplantae; Streptophyta; Magnoliopsida; Fabales; Fabaceae. The record is from the annotation of a GenBank genome assembly.